UUUUGAGUGGUUCUAGCAUCAAGUCUGGAAAAAAGUUGGCAACGCUGGUGGAAAUCUGUGAACGGAAUUGAGAAAUUCAUUAAUGUUGAAGUUGAUUUGAUUCCAAGACUUUUGAAUGAGAUGAGUGUUGAACUUUUGAAAUGGUUUGGCAUUUCUGAAACUAAAGAUAAUGAUUUUGAAUUUUAACAGCUGAGAACCACCAAACAACAGUAGUAUUUUUGCAACCGGUUAUGGAUGAUUAUCAAACCAAGAAGGUCCAUGAAGUUCUAAACUAAUCAGUAAUCACAGAAUUUGAUGAUCCUUCGGUUGAGUUGCUGUUGCUGAAAAAGUAGAAAAGAUGUGUCUUGCGCCUCUGAAGUCAACAUGAACGCAAAUGUUUACGCUACGUUGCAUUCUUCUGUGCACUUUUCCGUUUUCGUUAUGUAAUAGGCCUACAUUGUAGUUAUCUGCUUGGAUAACUUAUGCUGCGGAUGUGUUCGUCUUCUACACCGAUUCCAGUUGUCAUGAGCAUACCUAUUGCAAAUAUUAUACGACUGAAUUGUUUUCGUGAAAUGAAGCGAAAAACUUCAAACAGACGAGAAUGAAGAACAAAAAACUGGUCUACGUUGACGAAUCCAAAAUUUUCAUCACUCGUUUAAGCAAUUAGGAUAAGGUAUAUUUCUCGUAGUGCACUUUUCGUCGGAGUAACUUCAGGCUGUAGAUUCGUCGGCGCAAAAAAUAACAUCAAAUUCCUCCGCUUCUCCGGUACCAUUCGCUGAAAAGUUUUCCGAAGAAAGGACGCUGAGCGGGGAGAUCGAUGUUAACGAAACUCAACUGUAUGCUGCGUUAUACUUGCUUCUCGGAUACGAUGUUUAACGAUCAGCUUUUAUACAAAGUUAAUUCCACGAAAGUGUGCACAUGGGGCACACUCUGUGACCUCGCUUCUUCGUUGGUGAUUUCAUUUAAUCGUUUCGAUUUCACUCGAUUACCCCAACGCGAAGAUUUUAUUUCAUCGAAUAUGGAUUUGUUUUACCGAAAUAACUUACGUACCAGUCGUGUGCCGAUGUAAUAGAAAAUAUCCUACAGACCGAUGAACGAUGAAGCCCAAGAAUUAAGAUUUUAAGAAAAGAUUCAGAUACAUUCUUCUGUUCUGAGGAAUAAGAUCGAUAUUUAUUUUCAUCGAAGUCCAAGAAAAUGAAGAUGAAAAUAUUCCUGGAAGUACCUACGAAGAGUAUGAACUUUCUGACUGCUGGAAUAUCGAAUACGAAUCUGAAGAAAAAACGACGAAGACUAUAUAUCGAAUAAAAAAGACACGCCGCGAAAUAUGAAACGCCUACGAGAAAAAUAUACUAUCCAUGGUGCCAAUUCGGAUAAAUGUUCGCCAACUUGUAGCCCUGUCCAUCCAUUGGCCUUGUGCCUCGGUGGUCCUGUAUGUGCGAAUCAACAAACUGUUGUGCGAGCUACCAGAACACCUCCUCACAAUCAGUACCACGGUACGACGAAUGGUAAAAGCAAAUGUUUAGGAUUGACUUGUGUCGUAUGCGGAGAUACCAGCUCGGGCAAACAUUACGGCAUUUUGGCCUGCAACGGAUGCAGUGGGUUUUUCAAACGCAGUGUUAGGCGUAAAUUGAUCUAUAGAUGUCAAGCCGGUACAGGUCGGUGUGUCGUCGAUAAAGCCCAUAGGAAUCAAUGCCAAGCGUGUAGAUUAAAAAAAUGCCUUAGUAUGGGAAUGAAUAAGGAUGCUGUUCAAAAUGAAAGACAACCCAGGAAUACAGCCACAAUUCGACCGGAAAGUUUGGUUGAUAUGGAUCACGAAAGAGCCAUCAGGGAAGCUGCUGUUGCUGUAGGAGUUUUUGGGCCUCCGAUUUCGGUCGCUUUGGGGUUAUCUCCGUUACGGUAUGCUCAGACUACCACUACAGCUUUGGGUAAUCCGCCUACGCCUCCUGAAACUGAUUCGAGAAAUAACGACGUACCGGAAGAUGAGGAUAGUAUAGAUGUGACCAACGAAGACCCACCACAGCCUUCGGAAGGUAUCACGCCAACUACGACGAGUUCGCAGUCGCUGCCUUUUGAGCCUUUGCCUCCGUUUUAUAAUCCGGUUCACGAGAAUAUUUACGAAACUUCGGCUAGAUUGUUAUUUAUGGCGGUCAAAUGGGCUAAGAAUUUACCCUCUUUUGCUGCUCUCCCAUUUCGGGACCAGGUAAUCCUAUUGGAAGAGUGUUGGUCAGAAUUGUUCUUAUUGAACGCGAUACAAUGGUGUAUUCCACUGGAAACCAAUCCAUUAUUCAAUACCUCCGAUCAUUUGGCAGCCAUUCCAAAUGGUAAAGCUAGUCAAGUCGCAGCUGAUAUUAGAAUUUUGAACGAAAUCCUCCAUAGAUUUAGACUAAUCGCCGUCGAUCCGGCUGAAUUCGCUUGUAUGAAAGCUAUCGUUUUAUUUAGAGCUGAAACUAGAGGUCUAAAAGAUCCCUUACAAGUUGAAAAUCUACAAGAUCAGGCGCAAGUUAUGCUUUGUCAGCAUGCUCGAGGUCAGCAUCCGGCUCAAGCUACGCGUUUCGGUAGAUUACUAUUGAUGUUACCAUUACUCAGACACGUUCCCACGGUUCGAAUUGAGAAUAUUUUUUUCCAAAGAACAAUCGGUAAUAUACCAAUGGAGAAAGUACUUUGUGAUAUGUACAAAAAUUGAUUAAUAUUUUCCAAUGUGACAUGAACUUGAAUACGUUGGCGAUGUAUUAUGUAUAAAAAAAAAAUCUCAGUGUUUUUCCUCUUCUUAUAUUAUUAAAUAAGUAUUUAUUUUUUUUUGGCUCGUUUGUUAAAAUACCUAUUAUUGUUUAUGAUUUGUUAAUUUUUUUUUUUGGUUGUUGUUUUAAGCAUGAAUUAUGUAUCUACCUAUUAGUAUUAACCUAAGAGAAGUGAAAUUCAGGGCAUUAAAUUAUAACUUAUUUCGAGUAACUUAGAUAGAGAUACAUACCCAAAUAAUUACGAUGGUACUCGUCGUAAUUAACCUACCUUGAAUGUUCAAUGGAUAUUCUAUUCAAUAUGGGUAUUUUGUAUCGAAGCUAGAUCUUGACAUAAAAGGCCUCUUUGAGGCCUUGUAGGUCCUUCUGUUGAAAUUUCGUCUCAAAUUUAUGGAUAAUGGAAGAUGAACGAGUCAAAUGAAGAAACUAUAUCAAACUGAACCAUUAACAUGAGUCAUUUAUUUAUUUAGACCUAAAAUAGGUUCUAAAAUUUGGGUUCUUUUUGAAAAAUUUACGAUUACACGUUGCGUUGGCUUUAUAUUGAAGCUUCAGUUUUGUAAAGCCGAAAGAUAUUUGUCGGCGAAUUGGCAAAGCCUCAGAAUAGGGAUUUAAAUUGGAAACACGUUCAUUGAACCAGUUGUGCUACUUAGGCUAUGUGAAGUGGCAAAGAGAAAUCUGAAUUACUGCUGAAUUUCUAUUAUUUCAGAUUUCUCAGUGUUUCCCAUAGAAUUUUUAGUUUCAGCAUGGCUGUUUUUAGUGUACAUAUAUUAUAUUUUUAAAAUCAUUGAAGCUGAUUUUGAUUUUAUAUUUAUAGACCAUUUGUUGAACUUGAAGUUCUAAUUUUUCUUGUUUUCGAACUCGUCAUUUACUACAAGUAGUGUAACGAAAAAAUUAUAUGAUUUGUUUUUUAAUGC
Molecule: messenger RNA, 3628 nt
Organism: Planococcus citri (citrus mealybug)
Lineage: Eukaryota; Metazoa; Arthropoda; Insecta; Hemiptera; Pseudococcidae
Product: photoreceptor-specific nuclear receptor-like
Exons: 14
Coding region: 1304-2662 (452 amino acids)
Biological process (GO): cell differentiation; anatomical structure development; positive regulation of transcription by RNA polymerase II
Molecular function (GO): zinc ion binding; nuclear receptor activity; RNA polymerase II cis-regulatory region sequence-specific DNA binding
Source: RefSeq, a predicted model, not a curated record